UGAUUAUUACCGAGUUUCGAAUUUAGUUGUGUUUGACGCGAGUAGCGAAGAAGUUCUUCUAUUUACAAUUUUCGGUGGACAGAUACUGUGGAGCGAAAAUGGCUGAGGUAACAUUAAAUCCUGCCGUCUUUUCCAAAAUUAGUAAGGAUGUCAAAUUACCCGCAUACGAUCGCUCAAAAGUCCGUUCUGGCAUAUUCCACUUUGGGGUCGGAGGUUUCCACAGAGCUCAUCAAGCUCUGGUUAUGGAUAAUCUGUUCUCACAGGGACUGGCCGAAAAUUGGGGCAUUUGCGGAAUCGGUAUCCUUAACCAAGACAAAAUGAUGCGAGACGUAAUGCAGAAACAACAGUGUCUCUACACUCUUGUUGAGAAGGAAACAUCGGGGAAGUUGAAUUAUCGCAUCAUUGGCUCAAUGGUCGAGUAUCUGUUCGCUCCUGACGAUGUUAAUGUGGUUAUUGAGAGGCUAACUCAACCUGAGGCUCGUAUUGUUUCGUUGACCAUAACAGAGGGUGGAUAUAAUGUCAAUCCCGCGACCGGUGAAUUUGAUUUGGAUGUUGUUAAGGAUGACAUUAAGAACCUAGGGCAGCCAAAAUCGGUUUUCGGCAUUGUCGUUGAGGCUUUACGGCGGAGAAAGGAGCGUGGUUUGAAGGGUUUUACGAUCAUGUCGUGUGACAAUUUACAAGAAAACGGACACGUUGCACGUAAAUCCUUUCUUGCUUUCGCUACGGCAGUAGACGCAAGCCUUGCUAAAUGGAUGGACGAGAAUGUCACAUUCCCCAAUUCAAUGGUUGAUCGAAUUACUCCUGUAACUACUAGUGCAGAUCGUAAGACGAUUUCUGAAAAAUUAGGCGUCACUGAUCUAUGGCCGGUCGUUUGUGAACCGUUCCUGCAGUGGGUUCUUGAAGACAAAUUCGUAGCUGGUCGUCCACCUUUCGAAAAGGGUUCGGUUCAACUCGUGCCCGAUGUUGAGCCAUACGAACUCAUGAAAUUGAGACUACUUAAUGCUGGACAUCAAGCUAUCGCCUAUGUUGGUCUUCUCCUUGACUACGAAUUCGUUCACGACGCUAUGCAGGACUCCCUUAUAGUCAAAUAUCUCCAAGCUUACAUGGACCGUGAAGCGACACACACGUUGAAACCAUUGCCUGGCAUCGACGUAUCGGAUUAUAAAGCCCAAUUGGUGGAAAGAUUUCAGAACUCCUACGUGCGAGACACAUUAGCUCGCCUCGCUGUCGACGGUUCCGAUCGCAUAUUGAAGUUCGUACUACCGGUCAUUCAACACCGCCUGGCUAAGAAAGAGCCAAUUUGGAUGGGUGUAGCAAUUGUGGCUACAUUCGCUUUUUAUGCGAACGGCAAAACGGAUAGUGGAAAAUCAAUCGAAAUUGUUGAUCGAAAUAGCGACAAACUGAAAGCUUUAACUGAUAAGCUUCGUGUCGACGAAAAGGGAAUCAAGAGCCAGCAUACGCUGUUCGGCGAUUCGGUUGACAAUGCUGCGUUUGUGGAUACGUUUAACGAAAUAUACAAAAAGUUGCAAACGGUAGGAACUAGUAAGACCAUUGAAUGGUUGAUUCAAAAGAAUUGAUUGGACGAAUAGAUGAGGAAAAAAUAAAUGAUUUUUGGGAAAUUUAACUCACCGCGUAAUAA
Bradysia coprophila is the source of this 1639-nucleotide messenger RNA. RefSeq lists its product as uncharacterized. Lineage: Eukaryota; Metazoa; Arthropoda; Insecta; Diptera; Sciaridae. The record is from RefSeq and is a predicted model, not a curated record. Gene Ontology annotation, molecular function: oxidoreductase activity, acting on the CH-OH group of donors, NAD or NADP as acceptor. Gene Ontology annotation, biological process: mannitol metabolic process.